Lasiodiplodia theobromae is the source of this 1035-nucleotide messenger RNA. RefSeq names its product alcohol dehydrogenase. NCBI's taxonomy places the organism in Eukaryota, Fungi, Ascomycota, Dothideomycetes, Botryosphaeriales, Botryosphaeriaceae. Gene Ontology annotation, molecular function: oxidoreductase activity, acting on NAD(P)H. The record is from RefSeq and is a predicted model, not a curated record. Bases 1 to 1035 code for a protein of 344 amino acids. The transcript is spliced from 2 exons.
AUGUCCAACAAAGCAGCAGUAGUUGAGCAGAUCGGCUCUCCUGUAGUCAUCAAGACUGUGGAAAAGUAUGCUCCCGGCCCGGAUGAAAUUCUUGUCAAGAACGGAGUGAUCAGCUUCAAUCCCCUUGAGGUCAAGAUGCAGAAAUUUGGCGCCAUCCCUUAUAGCGUUCCAGCUAUCCUCGGUUUCUCUUCCGCCGGCACAGUCGAAGCCGUCGGCACCAACGUUAGCUACGUGAAGCCAGGCGACCGUGUGGCGGUUCUGGCGCCAUUCGAUCUCACGGACCUCCGGACUGGACACUUUCAGGAGUACUACAUCGCCUUUCCACGAUACACGUCCAAGAUACCCGACAGCGUCUCGCUCGAAGACGCCUCCUCGGUCCCCUCCAACCUCGUCACCGUCGUUGCCGUGUUCGAUGCCAUGCUGGGCCCCGAGAGACCCAGCCCCGACGGGAAGCGAGCCGCGCCAAAGGGCAAAAAGCUGCUCGUUUACGGCGGCAGUUCGAGCGUCGGUGGCUACGCAAUCAAGUACGCCUCGGACCUGGGCUACGAAGUCAUCACUACCUCUUCACCUCAGAACCAGGAAUUCGUCACUUCGUUGGGCGCAAGCAGCGUCGUAGACCACAGGCAGCCCGCCGAGAAGAUUGUCGCGGAUCUCAAGGCGCUCGGCCCCUUUGACGCUGUGUUUGACGCCAUCGGCACCCCCGAGCCGACCGCAAUCAUCGGUCAAGUCCUUGCUGAGACGGGCGGUGGCACCAUCUUCACUACGCUACCGCAGCUUGGAGACACGGCUGCGUAUGCAAAGCCGGACAGUGUGAACCGUGUGUAUGACUCGUGGCCGCAGGUACUGGACAGGGAGGAGCAGAAGGCCCUUUUGGAAUGGACGUAUCACGUGUACAUCCCAGAGGGAUUACGGAGCGGCGCCAUCAUACCCACUCGAAACUUCGAGGUACCGGGAGGCAUCGACGGUAUUCAGGAGAUUCUGGACAAGUCUCUCGUGGGGGGCGUGAGUGGAAAGAGACUGAUUACACAUGUGUAA